Molecule: messenger RNA, 1681 nt
Organism: Lepisosteus oculatus (spotted gar)
Lineage: Eukaryota; Metazoa; Chordata; Actinopteri; Semionotiformes; Lepisosteidae
Source: RefSeq, a predicted model, not a curated record
UAGUAACAGUUGCAAAACAAGCUAGUACCACACUAUGAAGAGACGUGAAAGGCUGUAAAAGAAGAAGCAAGGUAGAAAAGUCUCCUCGGUGGAGUCUCUCCACUGACAACAAGUCAAAUAUUCCAACGUGAACUCGAGCUGGAAAGGUAGUCGCAGCUGUGGCAGGGUUUGGAUGGUGGCAAACAUCCCGAGGGCUGAGAAAGAAACAAAAUCACAGAGGGGCACUUGUACGGACGACAAAGGCAAACUUCACUCAGUCUCUGCCCUCAGCUUAAUGACUCCCCGUCCUGACAGCCCCCUGCAUCAUCUGCGCUCACGAUGAAUUCCGAGACUCAGUAUGAAGACACUGUCUCCGCCAUGGUGUUAGAAAACAUUAAAAACAAACUGAUCCAUGCCUUCAGGGGAACAGGAGAGCAGGUACCAGCCCUUUGUCCUGGCAGUAAUGUUGCAAGUACUGCUGGAAGAGACUUCCAGGUCAACGAGGAGCUCAGGAGAGCUAAAAUAGACGGAGCAAUAACCUGGCUAAGAUCUGAACUGCUGGAGAUGCGUUCCCAAGACAGACAGCUUGCUAAAAGAUUGCUGGACAUAAACAGCGAAAUACAGAGGCUCAGACGUGAAAAUGAGCCGUUCAGUCCAGAGAAAAAAGAAAAUGUCAUCUUUAACGGCAAUGCUCUCCAAGCUAAUGAGAUGGACAACAGGCAGUCUCUUGUACAGAAGCGCUGAAGAAGCCAGGCAUUUAAUUGUUUCUGUUAUGUGACCUUAUCCUGACUACUGAGUAGUAAACUGGCAUAAUGUGCUACAAUGCAAUACAGGCUCAUAAAUCCCUUAUAGAGGCCCAAUUAAAAUAUGUCAGUGUGUCAAUUGCAAAGGCUCUUAAGUGUGUCAUGAAUGUUCUUCUUCAUGUUGUCUUUACCUCAGUGGCAUACCAAUAUGACAUAGAACUUGAUUGUUCAUGAAGAGACUUUACUAUUAUCUACUCACAUUGACUAAUCUUGGUUGCUGUAUGUUUUGUGAAUCUGUUCUAGCAGUCCACAGCCUCUGAAAUGUUCUGUUUAUUUGAGGCCACAAAAUCCAACAUUUCACUUGUCGGCAGGAAACAGAUGUUCCUGCUUCUGGUAUAAUGAAUACUAGACUCUAUGUCAGCACUGACAUUUAACUUUAAUAUGUAAUAUAAACACAUUAUAUUAAAAAAGGUAAUAACCUGUGUGUUACUCUCAACUUCAUUCAGAAUUUUAGCACACUUUCAAUGCUAAAUAUCUUUUGUGAACAUGCACUUUACAACUACAUGAAAAUAGAAUUUGGUGUACUACUGUCCUGGGUUCCAUGUACAUCAGUUUUCUCUGGGUAGAAUUAUGCAUUAUGCUAACCCAGGUCUUCCUAAAGGGUUCUAAGAGGAUAAAAACGAAGGGACUGGUUUGUAUCAAAGAGCUGCAGAGAUGCCAGCUAAUCAGGAGCUUUCUUAGGUAAGAAAAAAAAUGCUCUGGGCUUAGAAGCCAAAUUCCCAACAAGCUCUGAUGGUAAGGUUUGUCAAUUGCAGUGAUUUUAUCUCAACAAAGGAAAUAGAAGUUUCAACAAUCUUUAGACCACAACAUCAGGCAUUUGGUGGUAUUAAAAAGACAAUGAGGUAUUCAAAACCAAGAAAAAAAGAAUAGAACACAAAGAAUAGCAUGAUCAAAAAAAU